AUGUACACUCUCCUCCGCACAGCUCCAUCACAGAAACACCCAAAACCCACUUUCUCAAUUCCAUCUCAUCACAACCUAACCACUUCACCGCCAUCACAACCGCCUCAAGACGCCGCCUUUGCCGCCCUUAUUCUCAAAUCCGACCCGCAAUCCCUAACCCGGAUCCUCCACGACCCGAACAUCCACUGGACCCCCGACUCCGUCAACAAAACCCUCAAGCGCCUCUGGAACCAUGGCCCCAAAGCCCUCCUCUUCUUCAAAACCCUCGACCGCCACCCCACCUACACCCACUCCUCCUCCUCCUACGACCACGCCGUCGACAUCGCCGGCCGCUUGCGCGACUACAAGUCCCUCUGGGCCUUCGUCGCCCGAAUGCGCGCCCUCCGGGUCGGCCCGGCUCCGAGAACCUUCGCCAUCAUCGCCGAGAGGUACGUCGCCGCCGGGAAACCCGAUAGAGCUGUCAAGGUGUUUCUUUCGAUGCAUGAACAUGGCUGCCCUCAGGAUUUGAAUUCUUUCAAUACUGUUCUUGAUGUGCUUUGUAAAGCUAAGCGUGUCGAAAAGGCUUACAAUUUGUUUAAGGUGUUUAGGGGGAGGUUUAGAGCUGAUUGUGUUAGUUAUAAUGUGAUUGUUAAUGGGUGGUGUUUGAUUAAGAGGACUCCCAAGGCGUUAGAGGUUUUGAGGGAGAUGGUGGAGAGAGGAAUCGAGCCGAGUUUGGUUACUUAUAACAUAAUGCUUAAAGGGUAUCUUAGAGCUGGACAGGUUAAGGAGGCUUGGGAAUUCUUUAGGGAGAUGAAGAGGAGGAAAUGUGAGAUUGAUGUUGUUACUUAUACCACUCUGGUUCAUGGGUUUGGUGUUUUGGGGGAGAUUAAGAAGGUGAGGAAGAUAUUUGAUGGGAUGGUUGAGGAGGGGGUGCUUCCUUCGGUUGCGACUUACAAUGCGCUGAUUCAGGUUUUGUGUAAGAAGGAUAGCGUGGAGAAUGCGGUGGUGGUUUUUGAGGAGAUGGUGAGUAAGGGUUACGUGCCUAAUGUGACGACUUAUAAUGUGUUGGUUAGAGGGCUGUGUCAUGCUGGUAAUAUGGACAGCGGGAUGGAGUUGAUGGAGAGGAUGAAGGAUGAUGAUUGUGAGCCGAAUGUUCAGACGUAUAAUGUUGUGAUUCGUUACUUUUGUGAUGAUGGGCAGAUUGAUAAGGCGUUGGAUGUGUUUGAGAAGAUGGGUAAGGGAGAGUGCUUGCCUAAUUUGGAUACAUACAAUGUGUUGAUAAGUGCCAUGUUUGUGAGGAAGAAACCCGAAGAUUUGUUAGUGGCAGGGAAGUUGCUAAUUGAGAUGGUUGAUAGAGGAUUUUUGCCCCGGAAAUACACCUUUAAUAAGGUUCUGGACGGGCUUUUGUUAACUGGUAAUCAAGGUUUUGCAAAAGAGAUUCUCAGAUCGCAGAGCAGAUGUGGCCGUCUUCCCCGUCAGGUCAGAUUAUAAACCAUGUCAGAAUUCACAAAGACUUGAAUUACGAAGAUAUGAAAUGGUCAUUGGAUAAACCCCGUUACCGCUCGAAAGGGAUUUCCCAUUCAUGUUGAAGAUUGAGGAGUCACGCUCGAUCUUAUGUGCAAAACCUUCUUCUGUGCUGUCCCAUUACAGUAUUUAAAAUGAUCUGGCUAUACUUGUAAACUAGUAUUUAGAAUGAUCUGGCUAUACUUGUAAACUAGUAUUGAACGAGGUAGAUAUGUAGCACCCAAUUUGAGGGUUAUAAAUCCCUGAUGACCAUCUUCCAGUGUUUGGGAGAUUAAGUACCAUGUGCGGGAGAACAAGUCAUGAGUGUCAUUGGCUUAAUUAGUAAAACAAAGAAGUAAAGAAGAAGACAUGAUUGCUUGCAGUGCUUCGUGCUCAUCAAGGUUCAACAGAAGCUUGUUCCAUCCUGUUUAACUUGUCAGAACAAGGAUUGGUUUUGAUGAGUGAUGUUAUCAUGCAUGAUGUUCUCUGGAGUUUUUAUUUCUGCUGGCCUCGUCCACCAUCGCAUCCACAAUAGCAAUUGACGCUGUGUAGCUUCUGUUGUUGUUGCUGGUCUCAAACUGGAAUGUGGCAACGAC
This is a messenger RNA of Fragaria vesca subsp. vesca, 2078 nucleotides long. RefSeq names its product pentatricopeptide repeat-containing protein At1g74900, mitochondrial-like. Gene Ontology annotation, molecular function: protein binding. NCBI's taxonomy places the organism in Eukaryota, Viridiplantae, Streptophyta, Magnoliopsida, Rosales, Rosaceae. The coding region runs from base 1 to 1470 and encodes 489 amino acids. The record is from RefSeq and is a predicted model, not a curated record. The transcript has a single exon.